CGUGACGUUUCUUGCCCAUGUGAUCAGGGCGGCGGUAUAAAUAACGAGAGAAGAUCCGCCCCCUCUGUGAUUCAAGGUUUUAGACCUUUUGCAGGUUUCCCGGCACAUUUCUCAGCCUGGCACCGACCGGGGUCGUUCGUUACUCGGCGAUAAUAAUAAAAAAAAUAACUGAAUAAAACAAGUUUUCUCUGAAAACAUAUGGAAAUAGGUGGAAAACAGGGGGGCAUCUCUCAACGACGGCGACACGCGCUCCUCUCCUCUCCCCCUCCUCAUAUGAGUUUUUGAAGAGGGAGGGCAGGGCAGCUUGUGCAUCUCAUCGUCUUCCUCAUCUGGCGUCGGAGGGCACAGCCGUGUGUGUGAGCCAUGACUCUGAGCUCCGAGAUGUCGGAUGCCUCCAUCCUUUCGGAAGAGACAGACAUAGACGUGGUCGGAGAAGGGGAGGAUGGGGACAACCAGACGCGCUCCUACGUGGACGAGGUGGCACAGAUGCACGACGGCAUCCUCCUGGACGGCUCUCCUCCUCCGUGCCUGGACAGCUCCACCUCCUCAAGGGAUACCUACAAGCCGGCGGGCAAGAACACCCUGGUGAAGCCCCCUUACUCCUACAUCGCUUUGAUCACCAUGGCCAUCCUGCAGAGUCCAAAAAAGAGGCUCACUCUCAGCGAGAUCUGCGACUUCAUCAGCAACCGCUUCCCGUACUACAGGGAGAAGUUCCCGGCCUGGCAGAACUCCAUCAGACACAACUUAUCCCUCAAUGACUGCUUCGUGAAGAUACCGAGGGAGCCCGGGAACCCUGGGAAGGGUAACUACUGGACCUUGGACCCGGAGUCGGCUGAUAUGUUUGAUAACGGGAGCUUUCUGAGGCGGAGGAAACGCUUCAAGCGGCAGCAGGCGCAGGACCUGCUCCGGGAACACAACAGCUUUAUCCCCGCCGCCGCUGCGUACGGAUACGGACCGUACGGUUGCGGAGGAUACGGCAUCCAGCUCCAGUCGUAUCACACACACUCUGCACUUUUUGCUUUUCAACAGCAGCAGCAGCAGCAGCAGCAACAGCAGCACUCCAGGCAUUCACACUCACACACGGGAACCAUUAUCCCUGCGCCGUCUUUGAUGGCCACCACCACGGACUUAGCCAGGAGUAGGUUUUAUCCUCAGCUCAGCUCCAGCCUGGGCUCAGCCAGCGUGCAGGCUGCAGCCCCGGUGCAGAAGUCCAGCUCUCCGGUGCAGCGUUCCCCCUUCUCCAUAGAGAGUAUCAUCGGAGGGUCACUGAGCCCUUCCAGGACUUCCCCGGUUGUUGUCCCGGUCUUACCCACCUCUUUGGGGCCUGCAGCAGUCAGCCAGACGCAGACCGUCCAUCCCGGAGCUGUUUUACACCCGGUUGAAAACUUUCCGAACAGAGUUGUGAGCGGCUCUAGCGGCUGUUAAAUGUCUUAAGAACAAACUUUUUUUUUUCCAAGAAACUAAAAAUUAAAAAAAAAAAGAAACAGCAGCAAAAACAAAAAAACGCCCCUCUUUGAAGGUAGGAUUAUUUUUGUAUGUUUGUUUGAUAGCACGCAGCUGAAUGAUGGACAUGAACUACACUAUUUGUGCCUAUAUUCAUGCUGUUUAAAAAAAAAAAAGAAGAUAUAUUUAUGUUCCUUUUUUUCGGUGUGAAUCAGAUUUUUUUUUAAACCACGAACUUUUCUUGUAUUUUUUCCAUCAAGUGAUUCGUUUCAGUCACUGUUUUUUUUAGGACGUCUCAGGAUAUAAUGGACAGGUUAUAAGUGAUCACAUGUUUAAAAAUGAAAAAAAAGUCAAGAGAAAGAAAAUAGGCUGAUAAUGUAUUUGUGUCAAACACAUCCAUGUUUGUUUGUUUUUUUAUUAGUUUGACAAAUCAAAACGUUUUUUUCUUACAGUUUUGAUUUGAACUUUGUAUUAAAAGAAAAAAAGAACACAGAGAGCAAAAGUCAUACAUUUAUAAUAAUAUGCAGUGUGUGUUUAUUUCAGUAAUAAAACAUUGUACAUUUUUGGCAAAGUAUUGUGUAACUGAAGUGUGAUAUUUUUACACAGUUUGUUUUUUCAACAAGAAUAAAUUUCGUUUUGCAAAAAAAAAAAAGGAAAAAAAAGUUAAUUUGUUUGGACAUAAAUUUAUUAAAUAACGUUGAGCCUCCCUGGGGGCCUAUAUGCUGCUACCCCAGGGUUUACACCGAGGAGGGAAUUAGGCUGGAUAAUGUUGCCAAUAACUUAAAGUUGCUAGUGUUUUUGGGAUUGUGCAAAUUAAUCAGCUGAUACAGUAACAGAUUAUAGGUUAAUACUAAUUUCUGCAUGGCUUUGAAUGGUGGGGAGGGUGCAAAGUGUGUGUGCGCAGCCUCAAUUGAAAUGCAUUUUGUGAUCAGUUUAUUCAGAUGUUGGCCCCACUCUCUAGUAUCAGUGCUGUACACGUUGGAACAUGCGCACAGGAGGCCUGCGUGUCCACCUGACCUCUCUCACACU
This is a messenger RNA of Larimichthys crocea (large yellow croaker), 2472 nucleotides long. RefSeq names its product forkhead box D1 (gene foxd1). Gene Ontology annotation, molecular function: RNA polymerase II cis-regulatory region sequence-specific DNA binding; DNA-binding transcription factor activity, RNA polymerase II-specific. Gene Ontology annotation, biological process: regulation of transcription by RNA polymerase II; anatomical structure morphogenesis; cell differentiation. Lineage: Eukaryota; Metazoa; Chordata; Actinopteri; Sciaenidae. The record is from RefSeq and is a predicted model, not a curated record. The transcript has a single exon. Bases 364 to 1425 code for a protein of 353 amino acids.